Penicillium bovifimosum is the source of this 786-nucleotide messenger RNA. RefSeq lists its product as uncharacterized. The transcript has 4 exons. Bases 1 to 786 code for a protein of 261 amino acids. The record is from RefSeq and is a predicted model, not a curated record. Lineage: Eukaryota; Fungi; Ascomycota; Eurotiomycetes; Eurotiales; Aspergillaceae.
AUGGAAGAAUUCGAGAAGGGGCCAGACCACGCGGACGAGACACAUGCCUUUGUGACUGAGCUGCUCCGGAUGGGCGUCUUCCCCAUGUGGUCGGGACAUGGUACUCUUUGGAGAGGUAGUCGAGGACUGCUGGUUGCCCAGAUUGAGUCUCAGUGGACUGGAGACCUGUCGGCCCUACUCCAUUGGUGUACUCGUCGUCUCCCCACCUCGCGCCACGACAGUAAGGAUCUGCUGCCUAUGGCACUGAAAUUGGGCCCUCUCAGCAUGGCACCUCUCAAUAUGGAGCCACUGACUAUGGUGCUGGUCAGUAUGGCGCUGGUCACCCUUCAGUCUGGAUCUCAGCAGCAAGGAAUUCGCCCCAUUUUGACCCAGCGGACCAGAACUGCUCAAGUUAAUACUUCAUCCAUCAGAGCUCCUCAAGUCAGAGCUCCCAAGGUCGAGCUUUUCCGAAUCGAUACAUUUAACGCCAGCGACGACAUUGCCGCCAGCAACGUCGUCGCCAACAACCCACUUAGCGCCAGCCAUGACAUCGCCGCCAGCGAUGUCGUGACUGGUAGCCUUGUGAUGGUAACUUUCGACGACAUCGCCGCCAGCAACGUCGUCGCCAAUAACCCAGUUAACGCCAACGUCAUCGCCGCCAGCAAUGUCGUUGGCACUAACCCGGGUAACGCCAUCAACACCAACAUUACCAGCACCAGUGUCGCGGACACUAAUGACGUCGACACCAACUCCUACAACACCGACGUCCGCAACCCUGAUAUCAACGUCAAUGAACUCGAGUUUUGA